This is a messenger RNA of Scylla paramamosain (green mud crab), 4644 nucleotides long. RefSeq names its product MAM and LDL-receptor class A domain-containing protein 1-like. The coding region runs from base 177 to 2828 and encodes 883 amino acids. The record is from RefSeq and is a predicted model, not a curated record. Gene Ontology annotation, cellular component: membrane. Lineage: Eukaryota; Metazoa; Arthropoda; Malacostraca; Decapoda; Portunidae. The transcript has 20 exons.
GUCCACACUCAGUCAGUCCCGUUCAGUCAGUCGCGGUGGCCAGACACCCCUCUAGCAGCAGCAGCAGCAGCAGCAGCAGACAGGUGGGAGAGGCGCGAGCACCAGUCAGUCCUUUCCGUCCCAGCCUUGCUUGCCGCACACCUUGACCUUCCUUCCGCCCUGAGCCUCAAUCAAGGAUGCGUCGGUGGCUUCCAGACGUGGUGACUCUUGUGCUCCUGGUGGUGGUGGUGGUGGUGGUGACAGCCGUGCCCCCCCAACGAACUGAUCUUCUUCAGACCAAUGCCCCCGAGGAGCCAGCGGCCGUGGAUACAGUGGAGGGGAGGUCCAGGAGGCAGGUGGCUGAAGAGGAUCCAGGAAACGCGGAGUCGAAUGUGCCCCCGCCACCGCCCUCCGUGCCGCCUCCGCCGCCACGGUCUCCUGACCGCACAAACCUUGUUGACCGCCAAGGCCCCGCGAAACCUGCGUUACGCCCCCGCCCCCCCGCCCGGCAAGACGAGGGCAGGCGGGGGCGCCAGGAGAGCGAGCCCAUACCUGAAGAUUCUGAGCUGUGUGACUUCGGCAGCAGUCCCACCCAGUCCCUGUGUGACUGGACCAACCUUGAGGUGACGCAGCUCAAGUGGCACCCAUCUACUGGAGAGAGCGCCUUCUGGCUGGGAGGUCCUGGGGUGGAUGUGUCCUACGGUGACAGCCAGGGGGGCUAUGCUGUGUUUGAGACGUCACAGAUUCCUCAACGGGUUGCUGGCCAGUCCAUCUUUGAGUCGGCCAUGCUGAUGUCCCCGCUGAAGGAAUCCACUGGACCUAAGGGGAUGUGUGUCAAGUUCUGGUAUUCCAUCGCUGGCUUGAGUCCUGAUAAGAUUCGCGUUCUGCUGCACCCCAUGGCUGAGAACAUAAGCGUGGGUAUGCCUGUGGAUGAGGUGAUGCAGGGGUACGACGGCAGCGAAGACGUGGUGCUGUGGGAGGCGAGGGACAUGACCAAUGGCGAGUGGAAGGAAGGACAGAUCGUGUACACCUAUGGCAAGAAACACUCGGUAAUUUUUGAGGCAAUCCCAGUGGACAGUGGAGACAACAACCGGCGCUUCAGAGGCUACGUGGCCGUGGAUGAACUUUCUUUCACUGACUCCAAGGAAUGUGGGGCGUUUUGUACCUUUGAGGGCGGCACCUGUGGCUGGACCCAAGACUCCAAUGAUGACUUUGACUGGACUCUGAGUCGUGGAAGCCUCAACCCCAGCACUGGGCCACCCCGUGACCGCUCCUCUUUUGCCAACGAGGGUUUAUUGGGCGGCUAUGCCUACAUUGACACUGGGUUCCCUCGACGGCCUGGGGAUGUCGCACGCCUCAUGAGCCAGGAGUUCCAGGGCACCAACCCUGACGGACCUCUCUGCAUGCGGUUCUGGAUACACAUGUAUGGCAAUGGCAUUGGUUCGCUGCGUGUGCUGAUCUACGAUGUGAACACUGCACAGGACACUGUCAUCUGGAAGAUAUCUGGGGAGGCUGGCAAUGCGUGGUACCAGGGGCAGGUGCCAAUCUCAUCCUCCUCGCCCUUCAAGAUUGUGUUUGAGGGCCAGGUGGGUGCCAACAACCUUGGGGACAUUGCCAUCGAUGACAUCUCCAUCAUCCAGGGGGCAUGUCCCAGUGCACCACAAGUAGCAGCAGGUCAAAUUGGUGACUGUACCUUUGAGGUGGAUGAGUGUGGGUGGGCAAGUCCAGGUCCCAGGGAACGGCUGGAUGAGAUGGACUGGGUGAGAACUGUGGCUGCUGACAACAGAGCCCCAGCUCGUGACCACACGCUGGGCACCGUGCAAGGAUCCGCAGCUCAUGACGUGACUACACAAGAUCGGGGAUUCUACAUGACACUGCCACGGGGCACUGUACAGCGGGGUGGGGACAGGGCCUGGCUGGUGUCCCCCACCAUGAAGGGCUCUGGGGACCCCAUGUGUCUUGCCUUCUGGUACUUCAUGUACGAGCCAUUCAUUGAUCCUUCCGGGCCAUCCCUGGGGUCCCUGUUGGUGCAUGAACGAUAUGAGAGUGCAGAGGGAGACAUUGUCACUCGGCCCUUGUGGUCCCUCAAGAACCACCAAGGACCCAACUGGAUGUAUGGCCAGGCCAAGCUGCAGAAUGAACGAGACUUUGUGGUGGUGUUUGAGGGAAUGUGGGGCAGCAGCCGUGCCAAUGGCUUUAUGGCACUUGAUGACAUCACUGUCUUCCGUGGUGACUGUACUACAAUGCCGAGGAAAGGCAGCACCUCAGGGGGAGAUUGUUCAUUCCAGCACAACACAUGUCAGUGGAAGAACAUCACCUCAGACAGUGACUUCCGCUGGACAACUGCUUCCAUCUCCCGCCGUCCUGCCAACCUGCCAGACCACACCUUCGGUGGCCCCAUUGGCUAUGCCUACUUUGACGUCUUCAACCAGAAUGCACGGCCUCAAACUCUCAGCCUGCUUUCCCCGCCACUGGACAAGAGUGAUGACAAUGCUCCUGUUUGCCUCUCCUUCUGGUAUGCUUACUUCGGUGCCUCAGACACCACACGGCUGAAGGUGCUGCGGGAGUCCUAUGACCGUGCUGCAGAGGAAGAAGACCAGCGCUUUAGUGGAUCCAUUGUGCUGUGGGAGUUGGUGGGGAACCUUGGGAGGCAGCGACCUGAGUGGCAGUUUGGACAAGUGGAAGUGGAUGCUUCUACUGAUCAUCGUAUCUCCAUGGUGGGCAUGGCCAGCAAUGGCGGCUUUGCCAUUGAUGAUAUCAAGAUCUUCCCUGGAUCUUGCAGCUUGAGGCCAGAGGCCGCUGAUCCUGCCAUGGGUGCCACUACGGACGAGCUUCCCGUGGAUGUCUAGAUGCGCCCCUUCCUUGCCACGCCCAGCCUGUAAAUGACAGAUGGAAGUUGCAUAAUGAACCGUACCAUCUCAGCAGCAGUGUUGAAAUAAAGGAUUAGUAGCCUGGGACUAUAACUCUGGUACAAGGCCAUGUAUAUGAGUUGUUCGGUCAUGAAUUUUCAUUGAUGUGCAAUAAGAAUAUACAAUGAUAACCUACAGUAGGAGCUGGCAGUGUUGGACCGAUGAACCCAGUGUGUUUACAAUGAAUCGUAGUUGAUCAGUCUGCAGCCCCUUUUGGAAGUCUCCUCACAGUCUUGUUUGUAACUGCCAAAUUCGAGAAAGUAGAGAUCUGUGACUGUUCCAUGAGCGUUCAACGGUCAUGGAACAGUAACUGAGCUGUGCAUUUUUUUUUUCUUUUUUUUUUUUUUUUUUUUUUGCUGGCGAGCUCUUCAUGCCGAGGAAAAAAUAGAUCUGCUUGUCACUGAGUGGACUGGGUGCAUUGGCGGCAGAUUUUGAUAAUGGAAGUGUUUGCUUUGGUGCAGUGAAUUCAAGAUGUUCUUUGCUUGUUUGAAGUGUUUUUUUUUCUUUUUAUCAGGUUAGUUUAAAUGAAAAAAAAAAAAAAAUGAAUGAAUGGCCUUGUACAGUUUUGAAUGGCUGAUGUGGUCGCGGUCAGUAAGUGGCCUACCUGACUGGUUUGACGAAAUGGCCUCAACCUGUCAUACUGAUUUCUUGAAUUUUAUGACAAGCUUAGUUUGUAAUUUUUACAAAAGCCUUUGCCGUUGCUCCCCAGCCUCCCCAUGGCAUGAAGCGCCGAGACUUCCUUUCAAUAUCAACAUUGCAGCAAAAUUUACAAACAUUGUAAUCUAGGGAAGAAGGGAACCGUUGUGGUGCAGUAGGACCGCGCGCGCUUUGGGGUCCUAGGGGUCCUCAGGAGCAUAGAUCUUUCUGGUUUCUUCUUGUGUCAAGUAGCGACAGAAACCAGAAUUGAGCUGCACCACAAGACGAUUUUCUCAUUGUCUGCUUUUGCACACUAAUGGAACCAACAUGAUCAAGAAGGGCCACUACAUCACCACCUGCUGACCGUGUGCGGGCGGGACAGCCUUCACUCCUGCCGGGGCUGCUGCUGAAUGAGUGCCUCUACUGAUGACUCCAAGCUAAGAUUUAAAAAUCUCUUUCCUCCUCCUCCUCCUCCCCUAAUCUCUCUCUCUCUCUCUCUCUCUCUCUCUCUCUCUCUCUCUCUCUCUCUCUCUCUCUCUCUCUCUCAUUUCGCUCAAACAACUCGGUACCCUGCAAUUUUUUUCUUGUAAACAGACGGCGUGUAUUAAAGCACAUAUUUUCAUAGAGAAGAUACGGUGCAAUUUUGUAAUGGCUGCUCCGGUAAUUAUACAGAAUAAUUAAUCGUUGUUUGUUCGUACUAUUACUUGUACCUAUUUUUUUUUUCUUUAGGAAUAAAUAUGAACAACGUGGCCUUAGCAUGGUAGAUUUACUUCAGUACUUCAGUAACCUCGACUUUUGUCAUAGUGUGUAAGUACUUCUAAUGUUGCUCACUAUCUGUUAAGAAUAUUCUCUCUCUCUCUCUCUCUCUCUCUCUCUCUCCACGUUUCUAGGUAGCCGUGUGUCUUUUAGUCUAAAGCAUCGUACUCGUGUGUGUAUGUGUGUGUGCGUGUGUGUGUACUCGUGUGCAGAGUUGUGCACUUGUGUACGAAGAUACAUUCACGUGUACGUAGUAAUAAUUAUACUACAUCUUUUAUAUUCUGGUACUCUUCUUCAGUGUUCACAGUAUACUCAGAUCAACGACUUGUUUCUCAUGCUGAUUUGCAUUAAAGAUCAAGAAUGC